AAUCACCGCGCCUUGCGACGUCAAGGCCCCCUCCAGUGUCGCCUGCUGGCCACGACCAGACUUAUGCUCGCCGAAGCAAACCAUCACGACCUGCUCUUACGCUCGCGAGGCCGGCGCUGUCUCCGAUUGCUCUCCAUACCAUUCGAUCUCUCAUCCUACACUGUCUCCGCAGAUCCCACCACCAGCCAUGCCCACCGUCCCAACCACUCUAUCCUCCUCUAAAUCCGGCAUUACGACCUCCGAGACAGGCGAGCGCCAUAUCCCUUCCAGCACUCGCCCCGACGGCUCUGUGCGCAAGGAAAUUCGCGUACGUCCAGGCUACCGCCCGCCGGAAGACGUCGAGGUCUACAAGAACCGCACUGCUGAAGCAUGGAAGACUCGCGGUAGCGAAGGCGUGCCCGGAGCAGAGCCACUUGUGAAGAAGGCCGCUCCGGUAUCUGGCACGGUGAACAAGAAUGCGAAGCGGAGGGAAGCGCGCAAGCGCGCUGCCGCAGAUGGGAUUGCCGGAGAGGGGAGCACAGAUGGCGACGCGGCAAAGCCAGCAGACGGCAAAGGCGUCCAAGUGGAAGAACUGGAACCCCCAAAGGAGGUCGAUCUCGAAGUAGAGAAGGAGAAGGAGGCGAGAAAGCUGAUGAAAAAGCUUCGGCAAGCUCGUGAGCUAAAGGAUAAGAAGGAGAAGGGGGAUACCCUCCUCCCAGAGCAAUUCGAAAAAGUUAUCAAGAUCAACGAGCUCAUCAGGCUGCUAGACAAUCUAGGGUUUGAUGGCGAGGGAGUCCGGAAAGAUGGACAUGAGAGCAACCCAGAUAGAUGAGACAUGACGAGAACCAGAGUAUGAAGACGAAAACCAGCUCUCGAUGCGCCUUUCGAUCACUCGCGGAAUCUCCAAGGGAGCACCCACGACUCGGCCCUGAAAGUGAUCGUGUGGCAUGGUGGACUAGCAAGCUGCUAUCGGUACUUCACGGAGACGCAUAGAUUCCAAACUUCCAUUCUCGAAUAUACAGAAAAGGCUCGACUAUACAGAGAAAGCAGGCUUCGCAGCCGAAAAGGUUACCAGGACUCGAAGAUGUUCGUUAGCUCACGUUUCACUAUCGUCACAGCGUCGUGUAGUUC
Mytilinidion resinicola is the source of this 1110-nucleotide messenger RNA. RefSeq lists its product as uncharacterized. Gene Ontology annotation, molecular function: RNA binding. The transcript has a single exon. Gene Ontology annotation, cellular component: exon-exon junction complex; cytoplasm. Gene Ontology annotation, biological process: exon-exon junction complex disassembly. The record is from RefSeq and is a predicted model, not a curated record. The coding region runs from base 188 to 811 and encodes 207 amino acids. NCBI's taxonomy places the organism in Eukaryota, Fungi, Ascomycota, Dothideomycetes, Mytilinidiales, Mytilinidiaceae.